AGGAACAGGAUUUUUGUUCGGAUUCUCCGCUCUACCCAAAACUUUGUUUCCAUUGCGUUUAUAAUCUUUUCGUUGUACUUCUACUGCGCCUCAAAUCUCCAUCCCCCACUUGCUUCGAUCUUCGUUUGUCUUGUAAAGCAUGCGCCUGUAGUACGUGUACUAGAAGCCCAUUUCUGAUCAUGACAACCGCCAGCGCGAAGCUUUUCCUGGGCUUCCCCGUCGGUCGCGACGGCCGGCGGAAGACGCGCACACCAUUGGUCUCUACCAAUCCAGUGAAAUUUGACCCGGUGCGCGUCUCCCGCAUGCGCGGCACAACUUCAUCUUCUACAGGCUCCAAUUCUACUAGUUCGGAAGAAUACGCAGAAUGCAAAGCGAAUUGGCACAGAGACGGCUUUUUCGCGACGUGGUUUUUCUUCAGUCUGAAUGACGAAGGGAAAAAGGAACAUCAAGGUGGGGUGGGUUCAGGCACAGGAGCUGGUCCGGCGACUACCUCCACGCUGCACAGAAAUACUAAAGCACCAACCUCCCCUACCUCCGUCGCCAGUCGCAUCCAGCAGUGCCUGGAGCAGAAGCACUGCAUCCCCGGGGGGGCGUUGCAGACCCCAGUGUUGUUCGCGUAUGAGAAAUUGUUGGAUCACAUUACCCACGGCCACGCCGCGAACAACGCAGGGAUCAUGAGUCUAUCCAAGCUCUCCUUCUGGGAUCUCGCGACGCACAAGAGUCUGUGGAUGGCCAUCUCCGCGCCGAUCUUGUUGUUCUCGUCGAAUGGAGAAGUAGGGGAUCAUGCACUCGGUGCUGGGAAGAAAAAUGGUCGUGGCUGCCGUGUUGAACAAGAGGAAGACGAUGACGUACUGAAUUUCUACAGCAAGAAGAGCGGGAGCAUAAGCAUAACUAGGAACACGGGCUCCGUUUUCGGUUUGCAGGAAGCUUGUUUCGUUAUCGAACAGCACAUGACAAAUGUGAUGAAUGAGCCGAUAGACAACGCCGAGGAGGAGGAAGCACUACUGUCAAAAACAAACAACACAACCACUCUCACAUCACUUGCCAAGAACUGCAUCAGCAACACAAAUAACAAACUUCCCUCGCUGAUCGAAGGCUUAGGCACGUUGGCGUCGAGGUCAGCAACUUUGAAUUCCACUGUGAAGCCUACAGUUCCGGUGGUCGUCAACCGCCUCAAAGCCGGCCUGCGCAAAGAGGCGGUGCCGCAACAGCAGGUCUUGAAUAAAGGGACUGGUAGAACUUCUGAUGCCAACGCCUCGACAUCGUGUGCUUGUCCCACGCACUUGACAACAACGUCGGCGACCAGUUCUUUUGGGAGUCGCAGCAACCGUUGUGGAAAUAACUCUGCAGCGAACGACUCCACCUCGUGCCCUUCCUCUGAUGAUUAUGAACUGCAAAAGCAAAAGCAUCGUACUCGUUUAAAUGCAUUACAAAUUUUCUCAGCAUGAGAAGUAAGACUUGCCAUGCUGAUUUACUUUAAGAAAAAUAUUUGUAAUGCAAGACUUGCAACAUUUAUUAUACGAAUACGAUACUUAUACUUUUGCACAGGAUAGUGAUUUUAUCUGUUUCUGCUACGCCUGGUAUGCCCGCACGGCGCACGUGAAUUCGAAGGUGGUGUAUUUCCACGCCGAUGGGGUGCCCAACGACCAUGCGGGGUUGAUGGACUACUGGAUUGUCACACAAAAACGCCACAACCGCUCCAACAAGGAGCAUUUGUGUCAAUCCCUAGCACUGCAGCGGUUCUGCGAACAGGUGUUGGCGGGGGACACCACGGGGAAGAAUAUGACCUGCUCAAAUGUUACAAUCUCAAACGUUAGAAUAGAGUCUGGGUUUUGUGUUGCAUCAUGAGCAUGACAGACGCGCACAGCGUUCCACUUUCUGCAACACAAGUUUCGCCCGAUUCUAGUGCGGAUUGGGGCUCCAGAACUUUUCAUGCGCAAUCCUGUAGCUCAUCAUGGGAGUAGGAUAGCUCAUGCACUUCUUGCAUCAGAGAUUUCCAGACUCUAUUGUAAUGCUUGAGAUUGUAGUAACAGCUGAGCAGGUUAUAACGAACGUUGGUGGUUUUAGCGGGUCAUCUUCGGGCUGCUCAUCUUCACGCUAUGACAAGCUUCUCACCGCGGAGUUCAAAAUCGAGUGUAUUUUAGAAGAACAAUCGGACACGAACGACAAAACCCACCCGUUCCGGCGCCACCCAUUUUCGCACUUGGUGGAAGCGGAAAGUGGGAAGGUGGUGUUGACCGCGAAACAGUUCUACUUGUUGCAGAGGCUGUUGGUGUCUGAUAGUACCGAAGAUGCUGUAGACGAGGACUCGAACAGAGACCCCGGUGUUUUGGAGGUUUACCCCGCUGACGUGUUAAAAUUAAUCCACAUCGCGCUGGAAAAAGGCACAGCAAGCACAGGAACGCAGUCCGUGGUGACGAAGAGCUGCUCAGCAACAAGUACAGCAGCACCCACUACAGUAUCAACAUGUUUGUUCACAGAAGCCUCGACCAGUCUGAGAAAACCGAAGUCUUUGGUCCACCGACUCCGUUCCGAAAUGCAGACGGCAGCGGGGAAAAGCAACGUUGCUUCUAAAACAUCGACAAAUAGUACUAAAUCCACCGUGAUUCAGCAGGGGGGUGUGGCGAAAAACGAAUUUCUGACUGGAACCACCAGCAAUAAAGUAGACGGAGAUGAUCAUAGCGACAUGGGCAGUGACCAAUCGGAUGAGGACGAAGAGGAGGCAUCAGAAGACGCUGCGACACCAACCUCCGGAAACAUCAAGAAGGCGUCAUCUCCACCGCCAGUUUCUCGUGCGCAAACGGCGUUCGCACUUUCGCAUUCUUCUUCCGGUGCAAGUACAACAACCAGCACGACAACUGGGCGUGCUUCUUCAAGAGCAUCAUCAACCGCAAUUUCUUCGGAGCAGAAGAUGAAGCAGAAGAUUCGGCAGUACUUCAGUAUGAAUCUCGAGUUCCUCGAGAUUCUCCGCGACCACCUGAAAGCCAGUGAUAAUCCGGCUCUGAAUGAGGUUGACCACGCAAAUUUUUGGCUGCUGCACAGCCAGCACGUGAGGCAUUUUCCAACCACGACGCUGGGGGUGAUCCCCUUACCGGUAAACAAACUGCUCGAGGAUCCGUUUCAGCCUGGGUGCUCGCUUAUGGAUUGCAAAAGUGUCUGGGUCUGGAAGAUUGCAACUUGUCAUGCUAAAUCCGAAUCAUGCAAGAAUCUGUGUUGCAUGAGUGCCAAAAGCUGCCCACUUUCGACCAAAUUGGGGGGGGAGUUUCUCAUGCAGGAUAGGCAUGAAAGAGACCUCACAGACUCUGUCAUGCUAGGCCCCGCAUUCCAGACCUGCAGGGUCAUGGAAAACCUGCAUGACAAGCUCACACUCUUCCAGACCCAGACAUUUUGGCACUUGAUAGCGCUUUUCUCUUCCCCGAGCCCGACGCGGAACUUCCUGCCCGAUAGCCCGAAGAAUCGGCGGAUUUUAGAGAAGGGAGGGAAUUACAAUACGAAUAGCGGAGCGGGAGCCACUGGUCAUACAAAUACUAACCAAGACAGUACAUCAACUAGCGCUGUGAAAUACUUGAAUGACGCACGCUCGGCUCUGGUGUUCAAAACCAUAUGGAUUGCAAAAAUGUCUGGGUCUGGAAGAGUCGGGGCUUGUCAUGCACAUUUUGCAUGACCCGUGAGGUCUGUGAUGCUGUUGCUAGCAUCACAGAUUUUUUGCGAGCUUUUUGAUGCUAAUUACGCAUGAGAAAUGCCUUCUCCGCGUGCCAAGAACUGACUCCUCUUGCUGCUCAUACAACACAGAUAUUUUUAGAAUCCGCAGACGGCAUUACAUCCAGAUCCAGACAUAUUUGCAAUCCAUAAACCAUGGGCGUGUACCAUUCCUCCGUGAAACUGCACAAUAAUUCGGACAGCGACGCAAACCUAGACCGCAGCAGCAUCGACUUUCGGGUCCUGUGCGUGAAAAAGAAAUCCGUGCCGAAGGUGAUUGCCCAUUUGGUGUAUCCUGAGUAAAAACGUACCCACGCCAGAGUUAGGAUGAGGAUUUUGCAACACAAACCUAGGAGUUUUGUGAGUCACGCAUGACAAGUUGAGCUCUGCAGUGUAGUGCAGGUUAGCAAGUGCAGCCGCAUCACGAAUCCAGCUGCUCAUCCUGUUCACAGCAUCACAAAUUCCAAAACACAAUUGGAAAUGGCUCUCAUGGGGAUGCGCGUUACAAGUCUUCCUGUCUUUGCGAAUCUGCAUUACAACUCUGGCGUGGGUACGUUUUUACUCAGGAUAUGGUGCGCGUCUUGGUCACGAAGUAUCUUUGAUACUAGCUGCAUAGAAUAUCCCACAGAAAAAGACCGACAGGUCAUAUUUGUAAUGCAAAAAUAAAUACACAGGAAAAUCUGUCAUGGGCGAGGCCAUAACAUCCUGUUUAGGGCAUGUGAACCAGCACACGAAGGGAACCCUGGGACGCGAAGAGCACCUAGAAGAGACGAAAGCACACAGACCAGAGAAAAAGGCAGAGCGAACGGAGAAAAAAAGGACGGGACACUGCAGAGACGUAUGUGCUCCGCGUGACAUACAACUCAAAUGUAUGCGCGCCUGGCGUCUAGCGCGCGCGCGCGCGUUCGGGGGAGGAUUUACUGAUACUAGGCAGAACGCAACCGCCACGCGGAAAGGAUAGAGGACCCGAGACGUCGUGCGCGGGGCAACUUAGCCCGGAAAGGAUUUUUGCAAGAUUCUUGAAAAGACCGAGCGUUUUGGCACGUCUGCCAUUGCUUGCAAUGAGACGCUUCGCGCCUGGUGACUAUUUUAUUGCUUGCAGCGCGUCGCAAUGCAGAUUACCAAGCGACCGCUGAGUGUGCAUAUUCGUCGCGAGGCCCAGCACGGCCGCGGCUAGACGACACGAUCUGGCGGGACUACUAGCGGGCAACAAUAUAAAACGACGGCGCCGAGGCAUUGUAGGUUCCGUCCCGCACGGGGGCCCCAGGAAGUCCCGGGGGCCCCUUUGCGUCCGGUAGAACCAGUUUUGCAAGGGUCCGGUGGGAAAACAGCGGACCAGUAGGCGGGCAACAUAAGUAUGUGCUGCAUACGUCUAGGCAGGGUUUCUUCUAGGACAAUUAGGGGCAGGCCCCUUCGUGUCCUGACAUACAAAUAUAAUCUGGGGGUCUUAGGAAUACUGGUUCACAUGCAAUACAGAUUUUUUUGUCUAUUUAUUUUUGCAUUACAAAUAUGACCUGUCGGUCUUUUUCUGGGGGAUAUAGAAGACGGUUUACUUACUUCUUUUGUGACAGUAGAUUUAUUUUCCUCGGUGAGUGAUCUCCUGUAAGUGUAACAGUAACCUGCACACUUCUUCGAUUUCGCCGCCCCCUACGUUAUUGUUAUUUCAUGUGUCGUGAAAUACAUGCACAGCACAGGUUCUCGUACGAAGAACCAGCUGGCAAGAGCAUUUCUUCUCUGCAUUUCUGCGUUUUGAUUUCAUGUGGUAUUCUCUAUGUCUAUAAUGCGUAAAACAGGAAGUCGUGGUUUUUGUUUUUCUUGUGUCAUGAAUGAUGCUCUUACAUAGAUAAAAUGUCAGCACCUGCUGUUUCAGAUUCAGUAGUUUUCAAUCCAAAGUGUCCCCAUACACGAUGGCGUUUUUCAAUUGUUCUUUCUAGAGAUCUUGAAGAAAAUACUGGUGGAGAAUGUUUAUUCGAUCAGCUGCAGUACACGGAC
Messenger RNA from Amoebophrya sp. A120, 5691 nucleotides. NCBI's taxonomy places the organism in Eukaryota, Dinophyceae, Syndiniales, Amoebophryaceae. The record is from the annotation of a GenBank genome assembly.